AUGUCUCAAGACCAAAAUAAUGCUCCUGGCCAAGGGAAUCAAUCCAGCCAUAUGCCUCCUCCACCUCUCCCCCCAGUCAUUAUCCCGCAGAACACGAACCCGAUUCCGACGGCCAUCACUUCGCCGAUGUCGGUUUCCGGUGUGACCUCACCCACUUCUGCUGGGGGGUUCGUCCGCCGUGCCGCACCCGAGCCAAACAAGAGAGCCUUGUACGUUGGCGGAGUGGAUCCCCGCGUUACCGAGGAGAUUCUAAAACAGAUUUUUGAAACCACUGGCCAUGUUCAGAGCGUCAAAAUUAUCCCUGACAAAAACAGUAAGGGGUACAACUAUGGCUUCAUUGAAUACGAUGAUCCUGGUGCGGCUGAGCGUGCCAUGGCAACUUUGAAUGGAAGAAGGAUCCACCAGGCUGAAAUUCGUGUCAACUGGGCAUAUCAAUCCAACCAGUCUAGCAAGGAAGACACUACUAACCACUUCCAUAUCUUCGUCGGUGACCUUUCCAACGAGGUCAACGAUGAAGUCCUUACCCAAGCCUUCUCUGCCUUUGGCUCAGUUUCUGAGGCCCGCGUUAUGUGGGAUAUGAAGACUGGCCGCUCCCGCGGUUACGGUUUUGUCGCUUUCCGUGAGCGCACUGACGCCGAGAAGGCUCUGAGCAGUAUGGAUGGAGAAUGGCUUGGUUCUCGUGCGAUCCGCUGCAACUGGGCUAACCAGAAAGGCCAGCCCUCUAUCUCUCAGCAGGCCGCUAUGGCUGCUAUGGGAAUGACUCCUACUACUCCCUAUGGUCAUCACCAUUUCCCGACCCAUGGCGUUCAGAGCUAUGACAUGAUUGUCCAGCAAACACCCCAAUGGCAAACAACCGUUUAUGUCGGUAAUCUUACACCUUACACAACCCAGAAUGACCUUGUUCCAUUGUUCCAGAACUUUGGUUACGUUGUCGAGACUAGGUUUCAAGCAGACAGAGGGUUUGCAUUUGUCAAGAUGGACACUCAUGAGAAUGCUGCAAUGGCAAUCUGCCAGCUCUCAGGGUACAACGUGAAUGGAAGGCCGCUGAAGUGUAGCUGGGGUAAGGAUCGCCCCCCAACUGGCCAAUACGACGGAUAUUCUCCGCAGCAGCCAAACACUCCUCAGUACCCUCCACAGACCCCUUCUGCGUACUUUCCACAAUACGGUAGUCCUAUGGCUCCCCAGGGUCCUCCCGGAUCUGCUGGUGGUCCAAAUGCUAUCCAAGGUCAUGGUCCCCAGUCACCAGCUGGUCCAUCUCCACCUGGUAGAUGGCAAGAUCAAUCACAGGGCUUCGGAGGACCACAGACUGGGUCCGGCUAUGGAGGAGUCCCACAGAGUGCUGGUGGAUACGGUCGUGGAAAUGGCGCCGGAACUCCUGGAGGUUGGGGCAACAACUCCGUUGGAGGUUUCGGAACCAACGGCUUCGGAGCCUACCAGCAGCAGUAA
Molecule: messenger RNA, 1446 nt
Organism: Morchella importuna
Lineage: Eukaryota; Fungi; Ascomycota; Pezizomycetes; Pezizales; Morchellaceae
Exons: 4
Coding region: 1-1446 (481 amino acids)
Molecular function (GO): RNA binding
Source: RefSeq, a predicted model, not a curated record